GAGGGUGUUAAUAGUAGUAUUGUCUAUCAAAUAGGUGCAGAAGGUUUUCAGAAAUUGAAGCAUCUCCAUCUCCAAACGACGUUUACGAAUUUCAUAAAUUGAAAGGUUAGGUAUCCCAACUUAAUAUGGUUGGCGGUGAAUGAACUCAAUGGUUUAACAUUCUUGUUAUCAUCUUCAAUGGCUAGAAGCCUUGCACAACUCAAACGUCUUGAGGUAUCAGGAUGUCAAAUAAUGGAAGAGAUAGUAUCAAUAGAAUCUGAUGAAGAAAUUGUAGACGACUUCUUUUGCCAGCUACAAAUUCUGGAGCUAAAAGACAUUCCAAAUCUCACUAAAUUCUGCUCAAGAAACCAUACUGAACUUUCAAAUCCAUCCUUUGGGAUACAAUACUUUCUUUUUGACAAUAAGGUAGAGUUUCCAAACUUAAAGAAGUUAUCCAUUGAUGGCCUAGCAAAGUUAACGACAAUAUGGAACAAUCAAGUUUCUCUAGAGAGUUCAAAAAAUCUAGAGACAAUAGAAAUUGUUUCCUGUGACAGUUUGAAAAGUAUUUUUCCAGCCUCAGUGGCCAGAAGUCUUCAACAGUUGAGGAGUCUGAAAGUCCGGAAUUGUGGGGUAGAGGAAAUCGUCUCAAAAGAAGACGGUGUACAGACAACACCUAUGUUUGUUUUUUCAAAACUAACAUAUGUGAGAUUUCAAGAUUUACCCCAACUUAGGAGUUUCUAUCCAGAAUCGCAUUCUUCGAAGUGGCCAUCGCUCGUAACUUUGUCGGUGUAUAAUUGUACUGAAGUGCAGACAUUUGCAGAGGGCAGGUGUGAGUUGAACAAUCUUUGCACUCCAAAUAAACGAUCUUUGUUUUUACUUGAGAAGGAUUUAUUCCCGAAUUUGGAAAGUUUAGGCUUCGACGUAAUGGAGAACUGGAAUAGUCCGCCACUCCACCUGUUUGGGAAGCUCAAAGGUCUUUAUAGUUAUGCAUACGCCAAUUCAUCUGUGAAUUCUCUGGAUAAAUUACUUGGUCUUGAAAAAGUCAAUGUGAGUAGUAAUGGAGAAAUACAUGCGGUUGGGGAUGGGACCCUCCCACAUUUAAGAGAGUUGUACCUUUACGGGAUGCAGAAGCUGAUGAAUCUUGGGGAGGAUAACUUCGGACCAGCAUGCUCAUAUUUUCCAAAUCUGGAAAUUCUGAAGCUGGAAGACUGCGACAGCUUAAAGAAUUUAAGAUCAUCCGCAAUAUCCUUCAAGAAUCUAACAACUUUGCAAGUAAGUCGUUGUAAGGGAUUGAAAUACUUGAUAUCUUUCUCCAUGGCCAAAAGUUUGAUGCACCUCACAAAACUAGAAGUCCAGGAUUGUGAGGAAAUGAUAGAAAUAGUGGGGAGCAAUGAAAAUGAUGAUUCAGAAAAUGAGAUUGAAUUCAGGGUGUUGAAACAUUUGGAACUUUCUGCUCUACCAAGUCUGAGAGGCUUUUGCUCGGGAACUCGUAUUGUUAAAUUUCCAUCUUUGGAAAAAUUAUCCAUGAGUUGUACUCAACUGGAGACGUUCAUCUUUGAUUCUAUGGGUAAAAGUAAUACAAUUGGCAAGGACAUCAAAGACACUGACUCGAGCAAAAACCAUGAGAUUGAAGUACUGCAACCUUUUCUUUUUGACAACAAGGUUGAAUUUCCUAGCUUGAAAAGUUUGUCUCUCAAGGGUCUAACAAAGUUGACCACAAUAUGGCACAGUCAACUUUCUCUAAACUCCUUUAGUAGACUCAAAGACCUUGAAGUACAUGGAUGUGGAAAUUUAAUAAAUAUCUUUGUGCCCAGUACUAUAGGAAGAUUGAAUGUUCUUGAGACCUUAUUGAUAAAGGAGUGCAAGUAUGUACAAGAUGUAUUUGAACUUGGAGGAAUUGAUGUUAGAGGAAUACAUGACACGUCAGCUGCAACUCAGCUGAGAUCUUGUGACUGUCAAAAUCUAGAAUCAGUUGAAAUUGAUUCUUGUGAGAAUUUGAAAAGUAUUUUUCCGGUUUCAAUGGCUAGAAAUCUCCAACAGUUAGAAAGGCUGAUAGUGACGAACUGUGGAGUGGAGGAAAUCAUUGCAAGAGAGGAGGGACUACAAACAACACCUAAGUUUGUGUUUCCAAAAGUAACACAAGUGAUUUUCAGAAAUUUGUCCAACCUCAUGAAUUUCUACCCAGGGAUGCAUGUGUCUGUCUGGCCGUCACUUAAUGAGUUGAGGGUGGUACAAUGUGCUAAAGUCAAAGUGUUUGCCGAGGAAAUCUCAAAUUUUCAAGGACAUAAUGAGUCGGAACGUCUCAGUGUUCUUAUCCUGCAGUCUCUCUUUUUAAUUGAUCAGGAUUCAUUUCCCAAAUUGGAAUGUUUGGGCGUGAAUGCAAUGGAGUUUUUGAAUGGUCCACUCCCAGCAGCAGCGCGGUUGUUUAGCAAACUAAAGUUUCUUGAUGUUUGUUGUCCGGAGUCCAAGUCAGCUGUUUUCCUUGACAAAUUACUCGACCCAGAAGGAAACAGUGCAGUUGGGAUUGGGACCCAGCAGCAACAGCAGCUCCCACAUUUAAAAGAGUUGAGGCUUGUUCGAAUGGAGAAGCUGAUGCAUCUAGGCCAGGAUGAUGAUGAGGAUAACUCACAAUCAGCCCCCCGCAUCCCAAAUUUUCCAAACCUGCAAAUUCUAUACGUGAAUGGUUGUCACAGCUUAAGGAAUCUGAGAUCAUCCGCAAUAGCCUUCAACAAUCUAACAAGUUUGGAAGUAAGUCAUUGCAAGGGAUUGAAAUACUUGAUAACUUACUCCAUGGCCAAAAGUUUAACGCAACUCACAAAACUGGAAGUCGAGUGGUGCCCAAGACUGGUGGAGAUAGUGGGAAGCGAUGGAGACGACGAUUCAAGACAUGAGAUUACAUUCAGGCGGUUGAAACAUUUGAAACUAUUUCGUCUACCAAGACUGCAAGGGUUUUGCUCCGGAAAUUGCAUCGCUAAAUUCCCGACCUUGGAAACUUCAAGCAUGAGCAACCGCCUCAAGUUGAAGAUUUUCACAGCUCAUGACCAAACGCUACAGCUAACCAACGAAGAGGCAGACACAGAUGUCGAUGGUGUGGAGAAGUGGCUGACUGCUGAUGAUAAACGGAAUUUGGCAAGUACUGAUUGAUAUCUUAACCAGAUUCCAUCAUUCUACUGCUCCACCUGGCCGCAAUGGUCUGACAUAAGUGGAAGAUUGUUCACCAAACAUUUAUGUUGAUGAAUAUCUUUGGGGUGAUUCUAAUUUCCCAUAAUUUUCUCGCAUAUUAGAAUCCUGAGGAAGCUCAUGCAAGAAGGGGAGCUCCAUGGACCUUCAACCCUGAGCUACUACUCAAGUCUUUGAAGACUCUGAGAAGUCAGGGAUCAGUAUAUGCACCUUCAUUUGACCAUGGUGUUGGAGAUCCAGUAGAGGAUGAUAUCUUUGAAUAAAGUGGUCAUAGUAGAAGGAAAUUAUCUGUUCUUGGAUAAUGGGGUGUGGAAGGAAAUAUCGUCUAUGUUUGAUGAGAAGUGGUCAACUGUAGGAAAUCAAAUUGUCAAGGAAAAUUCUUUUUGGAAGCCGAAGACUAUCGUGGUGGUUAAUGGUUGACAAUCACUUAGAUUUUCGUCUUUCAACUUCGACCAUGAGCAACUGCCUCAAAUUGAAGAUUUCCGAAGUUCAUGAUAAAACGCUACAGCUAACAAACGAAGAGGCAGACACAGAUGUCGAUUGUUGGGAGGAGUUGCUGACUAUUGAGGAUGAAAUGAACUCGGCAAGUACUAAUUUGAUAUCUUAACCAGAUUUCACUAUUCUACUGCUCCGCCUCGCUGCAAUCUUCCUCAAUAGAAGAUUUGUUCACCAAAGUUUGCAAUGGAGUUGGGCUGGCUUAUAUACAUAUGCUCAUUGGCAUUUAAAAGAGACACCUAGCUGAAGCAUUGUCAGAAGCAAUUGGGUUUUAAGCCGAUGAACAAUGAUCACCAACUUUAGCUUCUCAACUUUGUACCUCCUCUUUAUUUGCAUUGAGAAAAUUGUGUAUUAUUUGUUGGGUACUUUGGUUUUAAUCUGAGGAAGAGGAGGAGGAAUAUGGCUUUCAAACAGUGAAGCUCAUCCGGGGUAUCAAGAUGAAGUGGAAAUCGAGUUUUUGAGGACUACAUUUGGGAAGGCCUAUACUAUACAGACCAAUGUUUGCAUCAGAGGAAGUGGAGAUGGAAAAAUUAUUGGGAGAGAGAUGAAGUUACUUUUGUGGUUUGAUCCGAUCAUUAUGCUAUAUUAAGGAGAUUAUAAUGUCAAAGUGAUCAGUUUAUCAAGGACCGAACACAAUUUGCCAAGAGCCCUGUAAAUCAUGAAGUUCCGUUUUCCCUGCUCAAAGUCUUUAUCUCCUCCAGCAGGAAUCAUCGAUGACAGUACCUUCGCUGGAUCUGUAUGCUGACAGUAUCAGAGGGAAGCUCAAAUAGAAUUGAUGCUUCUGAAGUUUCGUCGGAGCUAAAAUCAAAUGGACAAGUUGUGGAUGGAAGUCUGUUCAAAGAUAGCAAGAUGAAUGUGACUGAGAUGCAGAUAGAUGGUUCAAUGCAGAAGUAGGAAUGGAAUGUGAGGUGUCUGUACCAAAGUCAGCUUCAGAUAUCAUUAUGAAAUGAUAUCAGAGUUUAUGGAUGAAUCUGAUGAAAAGAUCUCAGAUGAGUAUAAAGGAACCUCAUUGUGAAGGAGCACAAGAUUUGAUAGUUGCCAAAGAUUGUAAUUAUGUUACUACUAUUCAAUCUGCGUUGCGACAUAAAGUAAACGAAUCACUAAGUGCUGUGAAAAUUGUUGAGCCUAUUUCAUUGACUUUGAGUUCAACUCCCACUAAGAGACUGGCAAGCAAGAGUUCUGAUGUGAAUGUGGCUGCCACUGUAAUAGAGCCUAAAGAAGCUUCAAGGCUGAGGCAUUGGGUGAUUACAAUGGGAAAUUAGAUUUUGAAUCAGGUUCCAGCGCGUAAGGGGAUUCUGAGAAUGAGGUCACUGUAGAUGAGGCAGUGGCUGAAGCUUCAUAUGAGCUUUAGGAUAACAUGAAUGCUAUCAUGGAAGCAAGUGAAGAAGAAGAUUCUGAGGAUGAGAGCUCUGAAGAUAGUCGGUUGAUGAAGCUUCAUCUGAGCUUCAGGAUAACAUGAAUGACAUCUGGAAGCAAAUGAAGAGGAAGCUUGUUGCCUCUGACAGUGAGACAGUGUAUUGUGUCUAUGUAGCCUGCUUAGAAUUUACGUUUUUAAAAUGUGUCAAUAUGCACGUCCGGUUAGAACACCGGCUUUUGUAAUAUGUAUAAAUUUCAUAAAGAUGUUUGGUAAACGUUUUUU
This is a messenger RNA of Rosa rugosa (rugosa rose), 5293 nucleotides long. RefSeq names its product disease resistance protein At4g27190-like. The record is from RefSeq and is a predicted model, not a curated record. Gene Ontology annotation, molecular function: ADP binding; ATP hydrolysis activity. The transcript is spliced from 19 exons. Lineage: Eukaryota; Viridiplantae; Streptophyta; Magnoliopsida; Rosales; Rosaceae. Bases 178 to 3123 code for a protein of 981 amino acids.